AUGGCGGCAAUGCAAGUUCCUGCUAAUGCCAAUGCUAUUGAAGAUGUCUUUUUCAAACCAACCAAGACCGUUGAUAUUCCAACUCAAGAUAUACUGUCUUGGAUAUUUGACUCUCCACGUUAUCCCCAGGAUCAAGCAAUUUACGUCGAUCCCGAGGAUCCAACCAAUUCCAUAAACAUACAACAAGCAAGAAAUCUCACUCGCCGCCUCAUUGCUGGUUUUCGGUCAACUUCGCUGCAGACAGGUGACUGUAUUUGUGUUCAUUCUUUCAACAACUUAUACUACUCUUGCGUGUUCCUCGCUGUGGUUGGUGCAGGCUUCGUUUGGGCAGGGACAAAUCCUGGGUAUACAGACUUUGAGUUGCAACAUCACCUGCGAACAGCACGAGCAAAGCUCGUCCUGGCGGAGCCCGAACUUUACGACAGCAUUCGUCCUGCAGCCAAUAGGGUUGGGAUCCCUGACAACAAUAUUUUUAUUUUCGAUUGGUCGAAUAGAAGAUCAGUACCAGAAGCUCCUCCACGGUCCUGGGCCACCUUAUUGCGGUGUGGCGAGCAGGAUUGGGUUCGCUUUAAUGAUGAGGCUGUCGCCAAAUCAACCACGGCGUGUCGACUGUUCAGCUCAGGGACCACGGGACUGCCCAAGGCUGCGGCACUUUCCCAUUACAACCUUGUUGCUCAGCAUACCCUACUCCAGGAACAGGUUCAGAAGCCUUAUCAGGUUAAGCGAAUCCUCUGCUUACCAUUCUUUCAUGCGGCCAUGGUUCCAAUAGGACACAUCACUCCACUGAGAUCAGGCCAUGUCUCAUAUGUCAUGCGAAGAUUCCAUCUGGAAGACUUUCUCCGUUAUACUGAGAAAUUUGAGGUAACAGAGCUCUUUGUGGUACCACCAAUCGUGGUCUCAAUCCUCCAGUCUCCACUGAUCAGGCGGUACUCUCUGAGGAGCUUGAGGUGUGGGAUGACUGGGGGAGCAAAGAUUGAUCUCCUCUCACAACAGGCCUUUACUGCGCUUAUGCAUCCUGACGGUAGCCUCAAUCCCUGCUACGGCAUGACCGAAAUCAGCUGCAUUGGUGCUUGCUACCAGUGGCCAGACCAAGAUCUUGAUGGAAGUGUGGGGCAUUUCCUCCCCAAUUUGGAGAUCAGAUUGGUUAACGACAACGACGAAGACAUCCGAAGUUACAACCAGAACGGCGAAAUAUGUAUACGUGGCCCAACAGUCAUCGAGGGCUACUUUGACAAUCCCGCCGCAAAUGCAUCCUCUUUCUUACAAGGUUGGUUUCGUACAGGAGACAUCGCUUACUGCGAUUCCAAGUCGAAAAAGUGGUACAUUGUAGACCGGAAGAAGGAAUUGAUCAAAGUUCGUGGUUUUCAAGUUGCACCUCCAGAAUUGGAGGCUGUUCUGAUGUCUCACCCCAAUAUUCUCGACGCUGCGGUGAUCGGAAUCCCCGCCCCAAGCACCAUAGAUGGCGAAGUGCCACGGGCAUACAUUGUUCCAAGGAAUCCAGCUGCAAUGGACCGGAGUGGGAUUCAGCGUUAUGUCUCAGAGAGGCUUGCAAAGUAUAAACAACUCAGCGGGGGUAUCGUCUUCGUCGAGAGUCUUCCUAAGACGGCGAGCGGCAAAUAUCUCAAAAGACAUUUACGAGAUCUAUGGAAGCGAGAGUCACAAACAGCUCCAAAACUCUAA
Messenger RNA from Exophiala mesophila, 1680 nucleotides. RefSeq lists its product as uncharacterized. Gene Ontology annotation, molecular function: CoA-ligase activity. The transcript has 6 exons. Gene Ontology annotation, biological process: secondary metabolic process. Bases 1 to 1680 code for a protein of 559 amino acids. The record is from RefSeq and is a predicted model, not a curated record. Lineage: Eukaryota; Fungi; Ascomycota; Eurotiomycetes; Chaetothyriales; Herpotrichiellaceae.